CGCCCAUCUAGUAUUAAUUAAUUCCACAGCCAAAAGACUCGGACACCCGAGGAUUCUGCAUUCUCCUCGGCUUUUUCAGCGUUUGUGCUUUGUUCUCUUCGGUAAUCUUCGCCGACCGACAGCGACAAGUCCUCCCGCGAUAAAGAGAGGAAUCGCGCAAGUCGCGCACGACGUCUGAUAAUCGGACGGGUGUAGCCCGACGCCCUGGGCCCCUGGGAAACGAUUAAGUGCCCAGACACACGGGUUUCAUACUGGUGUGAACGUUAGUUCUACGGGUGACGCCGGCCGCCUUGGAGAGCCUCGGAGUCUCGAAAUCUCCUAAGGCCCCACAGGCAUAGUACGCGCGACCAAGAUAUUCUUUCAGGUUGAAAGUUCGUUCGCUAUAGUUUCUAGUGCAGUACAAAAACGGUUCGUGAUUUAUCGGUACUUUCUUAGUUUGUGUUGUGUUCAAGUUGAAAGUUUAAAUCGACACUAAAAAGUUCCGCGCAAGAAAAUCCGACAAAAAAAACAGUAUGUAUCGUAUAUGUGACAAGCAAAGUUCUCAAAGUUUAUAAGUAAUAAAGUAUAAAAGUUUUUGAUAAAAGAAAAGUUGUCAAAAGUUGUGACAUAAAAAGUAUGUUCGACACGAUAUGGAUCGCGCGCGUUGUGCCAUCAAGAGCGAAUACUUCACAGGCUCUGAUUGACACAGGCUGAAAUAGUUUCAACAACUAUGUCCGACUCUGGUACAGAGAGCACUUCCUCGGAAGGGUACGACGGAGAUAGGAAUCGACUUACUAUCACGGAUGAGGUGACAUCGUCACGCUAUUCGCAUCAUUCCUCGGGAUCCGAACGACGAAAGUCUGCGGCGAGUUCUAUGACGUCCGGGGGAAAGUCACCUCCUGGAUCGCCAUUAUCAGGCGCGGACUCUAAAUCGCCGAGAUCCACUCCGUUAUCACCGAAAUCGCAACGAUCCGGAAUAAUGUCUCCUAGUGAAGAAGGUUCUCCAAGAUCGUUGCGUAGUUUAUCGAAAUCUUCACCGCCAAUGUCACCGUCACCCCUGUCGCCAACAUAUCUCAAUCCUGCAUCGCCGACAUAUCGACCAUACGAGUCACCAAAGUCUCACCAUUCGGGAAACAACUUUCUCGAGUCACCUCGGUCGGACCGUAGCUCAUCCCGAUCUCCCAUACAGGACAAUGGAUCAUGUCUUUCUCCUCCGAACGAUUCCAAAUCUAUGCAUUUUGAAGAUGCCGAAUCGAAAGCAUCUGAUUUCGAAGUGGAUACACAAAGGUCCGCUGAUAACUCAUUAAAAUCAUAUUCAUACAAAAAUAGCGAAUCCAGACAAAGUUCACCAAAAUCGCCCAGAUCGGGUCCCAGUUCUGUAAAGUCCUUGAUAUCGGCGAGGAGUUCACCAAAGUCGUUCAAAUCUGGUCCAGCAUCUCCCAUGGAUGAUCAAGAAUCGGAUAAACAUUCGCCAGCGCAUUCAGGUCCUCGUUCUCCCGAAGAAGACGAUGAAGAGAAAAACGGUUCAUUUAACGAAUUGGACGGCGAACAAAUCUCGGAUGGAGACAUCGAGGAUGAACCAGAGACCAUGUCUAAAUCUAAACCUACACCUAUUACUCAUGGCGAGGAUUUAUCGGAUGUAUCGGAUCUUGAAAGCAUAGAUGGUCCUGAGGAAUCUACUGAACAAAAUACAGAAAUACAUAAGCCUCAAGAACAGGAUGCGAAAAAAGAAAUUGUUAACGAUGAAGAAAAUAUAGAAAAAGAAGAUAAAACUGCACCAGUUGGCUUGACGGAAGAAAGUGAACAACUAGACUUUGAAGCCGAUGGUCAAUGGAAAGACGAACGUGAUGAAGGUGAAACUGAAGCGUCAGGUACAAAAGAGAUUAAAGAAAAUACGGAAAAAGAUAGAGACAAGGAUAAAGACAAGGACAAAGUGAAGUCAAAAGAAACCAUUGAAAUGAAUGAUAAAGAAGAGGGAGAGGAGGGAGAAAAAGAAGAAUCUGAAUUAGAGGAAGGAGAGCUUAGCGAUGGAGAAGAUGCACGACCGGAGGAGACUGAACCGAGACCCGUGUGUCGUUUCUAUAAUCGGGGACAGUGUACGUGGGGAGUUAGCUGUAGAUUUUUGCAUCCAGGAGUAACGGAUAAAGGUAAUUACACUAUGUUCGAUAUGGUGCGACCUAUGGCAUAUCCGCCACACGCUGCCACGCCACACGAAUAUAGACCGCACAUCGACAGACCGAAUAUUCGAUCAUUACCCGGUUAUGGUGCUCCUGCACAUACACCUAAAGUGGAAGAAACGCCAACUGAAUCUGCCUGGGAACGUGGUCUGCGCCAUGCUAAAGAGAUGAUGCGUAAAGCGAAUAAACGCAAGGAAUCAGACAUGGACUUUGAAGAGAAGAAAAUGAACUUGAGUUUAGGACAGGAUGAACUGGAUAGAGAAGCAGGAUAUUACGUAAGACCUGCUAGUCCCGAGCCGCCGGUUGAAAGAUGGCCACAACGCGAAGUACCACAACGUAGAGUACCAUCGUCUAGACCUACGCCAGACAGAUAUGUCGACGAGCCUGAGGGAUAUUAUCCUCCAACUGUGUCAUCCGAUUAUUAUAGGAGAGUGCACUAUAAAGAUUCUCGCGAGUAUCGAGAUCGUCUCGAUUAUCAUGCGAUUCCACGCGGCGCGACGUCAGCUUCUCCACCACCGCACGGUCGCGACCGAGAAAGGGAACGAGAUCGUGAGCGCGACAGAGAGCGAGAUUAUUACGAGAAGUAUGAGAAGAAACAUAAACGGCCAUCACGGGAGGUUAUUGUAGAACGUAUCCCGCCGACGAAACCUUGGCGGGAAGAGGAACCACCCCCUGUCGAAAGAGGCAGAGGCGAUGAAUGGGCGGAUCCGUGGAUGCGACGCAAGUCUCCGAGCACCGUGCGUCGCAAUACGUCAUCGCGCCGAUCUCGCCGACAAUCAUACUCUUCGGGUUCAUCCUAUUCUUCAACGAGUUCUAGCCGUAGCUCGAGCCGUUCUAGCUACAGUUCUUACGACUCCCUAUCCAGGUCCCGUUCACCAUCACCUCCAGCUAGAACCCGUUCCACCGGCAAAAGCAAAAGUACUGUUAUUACUUCACCACCCUCCAAUCCUCCUGCUGUGACCGCAACUGCUCCUCAACGAGGCGCCAUGCUAAUGAAUCCCCCUGCUCCAUCUCCUCGCCCACCCAAAGGAUCUAUCUCUCCUACAACGGGUACUUUGCAUCGACGGGCCGGAUUGAAUCCACCAGCUCCAAGCCCAGUCACCUCUCAUCAGCGUCAUCAUGAAAAAGCCAGAGAGCAAAAAGCCGCUAUGGCUGCGGCUGCUGUGGCCAAAAUCAUUAAAAGUCGCUCGAGAUCUAGACAAAGAAAAAGAAGGGAGAAAAAAGCACAUUCUAAAUCGUUUCGCAGUAGUUCUGGAUCGGAGAGCAGUGGAAGCAGCAGUGAUUCGAGCGAAUCAAGUUACUCGUCAUCCUCCAGCGAGGCACGUAGAAGGAAAGGUUCAACACCGCCGAUAACACGUAAAGAUUCCAAAGGCAUCGACGCUUUGAAGUUGAGCGGUGCGAAGCAACAGAUUAAACUCACGCUGAAACCUGCGAGCAAUACCACAGCAGUAAAAAAGAUCGAUCGUAGUGGGCUUAUGGCAGGGAAAAAACGAGCUCUCGAGUCGCCGCCGUUAAUCGACAGUAAAGCGCAAGUAGCCGCGGCGGCGGCCAAGGCCGCCAAAAAGGUUAGCUCGCGUCGUGAGGAGUUGUUGAAGCAAUUGAAAGCCGUAGAAGACGCGAUCGCGCGUAAAAGAUCAAAGGUUUAAAGAUCGAUCGAUGAAUCUUCAGUUAAAUACGUAUGUACUAAACGUUUUCUAGAUAGAUUGUGUAAUUAGCAUCAUCAUCAUCAUCACAGAAUAACGAGAUAUGCAAAGUAUGUUCAAUUGUGUUGCUAUACACAAGCAAAAACACGUUCUCAUUUUUAGAAAAUACUGAAUCGAACUUUUAAUUAUUCUUAUUUUAUUUCUUCACUAGAAUUCUUUUGUUCUGUUUUUUUCUUAAAUAAACAUGUAAGCAUAUAAGUAGUACUGUACAGUCUCGCCCUGAUUUUUGUUUUAAUAACAGCUAAAUGAUUAUUUUUAUGUAAAAUUUAAAAAAAGAAAAAAAUACAUUAUGCAGUUUAUAUUAUGUUUAUGAUUCAUACCGCAUAAAUACAAAACAUUUUGAUUCUUGAUGCACACAUGAUGCACAUACAUGCACACAUAAUGCAAAAUUUAUUAUAUUAAAUAUCAGUCAAUUUUGAAUUCCAUUGAUAUAUACAUAUACUCACGAAAAGAGUUGCACAAUUGCGAUAAAUUACAACAUUUCUGAAAAGACAAAUCGACAAAUCGACAAAGUGACAUCAAUCGAUUGUAGAGUUCUCAGAUUACAAGAUCCAUUUUUGCCUCGGUUACAAAAUAGCAAUUUUUUUUUUCUAUUCCUCCGUAAACGGAUAAGUCUCACAUUUUAUUGAUACCGAAAGUCGAACCAGCUGACUUUAUAAAAUAUCGAUCACUCUCAUUCCUGUAGCAUUCUUAUUUGCGGCCAACUGUCAUGGACAAUUUCUGUGUCUGACGUACAGCGAUUGUAAAGUUACACAGCCGAUCCCGAGUAACGAUCUGAUAACCGAGGGAUGUUGUAUAAAUUGUCAUGUCUGUAUAAAUAUUUAUUCUAUAUUUCACCUUUAUUCUAACAUAAAAGUAUAGUAUUAAAACUAUCAAGUAGAUUGUCGAAGAUUCCCAUGUUGCCAAUUGUGAGAAUUACUUUGCAAUUGCGAAUUUCACAGACUUAUAUAUUAGAAAUAUAUAUACAUAUAUAGAAGUCUGCGAUAAACUCAUAUGCAAGAUCUUUCAUGAAUGUUGCACUUUGUUACAAGAGACUAUCGAAAACUACAUUCUAUAUUGAAUAUAGAAAACGCUAAUAAAUCAGAUUUCCAUGAAGCAGACAUUUGUUAGUAGAAUCGAAAAAACAAUGCUAUAAAUCAAUACAAUAUAGUGCUAUCAUUUUCCAUUAAUGAGUGUAAGAGUACACAAUUCAGCAAAGGAUAAAAUUGGUGUAACAAAAAUAGCAUUUUUGUUCCAUUGUUAUGAGAUAGAGGUUUUUUAAGAAAGAAAACUAGCGACAUUAUAUGAUAACAUAAUUCAGAAUGUAAGUCCAGAAAUAAAGAUAUAUAUUUUCUUUUAAUGAACUAGAGAAACAUCGACAAGAACUCGAUGUAAGUGACUAAUGACCUGCGAUAUUAACGGAAGAAUAUGAUUCCAAAAAAAAUAGAAGAGUAUACUAUCUCUACUCUCUCUUUCUCGUAAAUAAAGCGAUUGUAUCACGCGCGAGAAAGGAAGAUUUCAUAAUGGAAACUAUAUAUAUUUUGUACUUUUCUUCCGUACAUAUAGUAUGACAUAUAAACUAUGCUAAUUUCAUGCCAAGCAGCCUGUUAACUUAAGAAACAAAUGCUUUGUUAACAACAGACUUUAUUAAAUAUAAGUUACAAAACA
Molecule: messenger RNA, 5506 nt
Organism: Formica exsecta
Lineage: Eukaryota; Metazoa; Arthropoda; Insecta; Hymenoptera; Formicidae
Product: zinc finger CCCH domain-containing protein 18-like
Exons: 8
Coding region: 710-3802 (1030 amino acids)
Molecular function (GO): metal ion binding
Source: RefSeq, a predicted model, not a curated record